UUGAUUCUCCGACGCCGCAGCCAACUCCGAUUACUUCCCCUCCUCCUCCUCCUCCUGAAAUUUCAACGGUGGCGUCUUCUUCUCGAACGGCUCCGGAGGCUUCUUCUGCGAGAAUCGAGACGGCAGUGGAGAAGUUGACACUGACGACUCCGGAAUUGAAAGUUCCGCCGGUUUCAUCUAAGGCUCUGCCUGUUGCUAAGAGGCCGGGUUACGGAACCGUGGGCCAGAAAAUGGUUGUUCGUGCGAAUCAUUUCCUGGUUCAAGUUGCUGAUAUCGAUCUCUAUCAUUACGAUAUUUCAAUAACACCAGAGGUUUCCUCAAAAAAGGUCUGCCGAGAUAUAAUAACCCAGCUGGUUGAAUUGUAUAGACAAUCCCAUCUAGGUGGAAGAAUUUUAGCAUAUGAUGGUGGGAAAAGUGUUUAUGUGGCUGGGGAACUUCCAUUUUUAUCCAAAGAAUUUAAGAUAAAACUAGUUCGUAAGGAUGAACCAACAAGGAAAGAGCGCGAGUUUAACGUUUCGAUUAAAUUCGCUUCCAAGCCAGAUCUCCAUCAUCUGCAACAAUUUUUACUAGGACGACAGCGAGAUAUCCCACAGGAAACUAUCCAAGUUCUUGAUGUUGUUUUGAGAGAAACACCGUCAAACAAGUAUACCGUAGUUGGAAGGUCAUUUUUCCAUCCGACCUUGGGACGUCCGGGUGAACUUGGUAAUGGUGUUGAAUAUUGGAGGGGAUAUUAUCAAAGUCUGCGUCCUGUACAGAUGGGUCUAUCUCUGAAUAUAGAUGUAUCAGCUAGAUCCUUCUAUGAACCAGUAUGUGUUACAGAAUUUGUUUCUAUACACUUCAAUCUAAGGAAUUUCUCGAGGCCAUUAUCUGAUCAGGAUUGUCGAAAGAUAAGAAAGGUACUUAAAGGUGUGAAGGUGGCAAUAACACAUAGGGAGCAUGCCAGAACAUACAAAAUUACUGGGAUGUCAUCAGAACCAAUAAAUAAAUUAAUGUUUACUCUUGACGAUGAGAAAACCCAGAUUUCUGUUGCUCAAUACUUUCGUGAAAAAUAUGGUUUUAUGCUCAAGUUUCCAUCUCUUCCCGCGCUACAAGCGGGUAACAAUGCAAAGCCCAUUUAUUUGCCUAUGGAGGUUUGUACAAUUGUUGAAGGGCAGAGAUAUACUAAGAAAUUGAAUGAACGACAAGUAACGGAGAUGUUAAGAGCAACGUGUCAGAGACCUGCUGAUAGGCAAAAUAGUAUAAUGGAGACGGUUAGAAGGAAUGAUUAUACAAACGAUGAAUUUGUCACGGAUUUUGGCAUUCAAGUUAGACAACAAUUGUGCGAUGUUGAUGCUCGAGUUUUGCCAUCUCCAUUGCUCAAUUACCAUUCAACGGGCAAAGAAUCGAAAGUUAACCCUAAGAUGGGUCAGUGGAAUAUGAUCAAUAAGAAAAUGAUCAAUGGGGGUAGUGUGGAACAUUGGACAUGUGUGAACUUCUCUUCUCGGGUGGAUCCGAGCUUGCCAGUUGAAUUUUGCCAUCAAUUGGUUGGCAUGUGUAAUAGCAAGGGAAUGGUUUUCAACCCUAAGCCGCUGCUUCCAAUUCGGCAUGCACAUCCAAAUCAAAUUGAAAAUGCACUCCGAGAUAUUCAUAGUCAGUCUAUGCAAGCUUUGGGACAGGGCAAGUGUCUCCAGUUGCUCAUUAUCAUUUUACCGGAUGUGACGGGUUCCUAUGGAAAGAUUAAAAAAAUUUGUGAGACUGAUCUUGAGCCUGGAAUUGUGUCACAAUGUUGCCGACCCAGGCAGGCACAGAAGCUGAACAAACAAUAUUUUGAAAAUGUGGCUCUUAAGAUAAAUGUUAAGGUUGGGGGGAGAAACAAUGUGUUAGAUGAUGCCAUUAAGAAGAAUAUUCCUCUUGUAACGGAUCGACCUACAAUCAUCUUUGGGGCCGAUGUAACGCACCCACAACCUGGAGAGGAUUCUAGUCCUUCAAUAGCAGCUGUUGUUGCCUCAAUGGAUUGGCCCGAGGUAACGAAGUACAGAGGCAUUGUUUCAGCACAAGUUCACCGUGAAGAAAUAAUCCAGGAUUUGUAUAAAACGACUCAAGACCCUCAGAGAGGAGUGGUGGCUACUGGAAUGAUUCGGGAACUUUUCAUAGCUUUCAGAAGAUCAACGAACAUGAGGCCUCACAGAAUAAUAUUCUACAGGGACGGUGUAAGUGAAGGGCAGUUCAGUCAAGUUCUGCUUUAUGAGAUGGAUGCAAUCAGAAAGGCAUGUGCUUCUCUUGAGGAAGGUUACCAACCUCCUGUGACCUUUAUAGUGGUGCAAAAGAGGCAUCAUACCCGCCUUUUUCCUACCAAUAACCAGAAUAUCGAUAGGAGCGGAAACAUUCUUCCAGGUACUGUCGUGGACACAAAAAUUUGCCAUCCUACCGAAUUUGAUUUCUAUUUGAACAGUCAUUCUGGCAUUCAGGGAACGAGUAGACCGACCCAUUAUCAUGUUCUAUUUGAUGAAAAUAAUUUCAGUGCCGAUAAAAUGCAAAUGCUCACCAAUAGUCUAUGCUACACGUACGCAAGGUGCACACGAUCCGUUUCCAUAGUACCGCCAGCAUACUAUGCCCAUUUGGCUGCAUUCCGUGCCCGAUAUUACAUGGAGGGUGAUGCAUCUGAUACUGGUUCUGUGAGUUCGGGCAGUAGGAAUGUGGAGAUCCAAACAUUACCGAGGAUUAAAGAAAAUGUGAAAGAUGUGAUGUUUUACUGCUGAGCGUCGUUUUUCGGCGUAGGAAUGUGGUCAGGUGCUUAUCUGUGCACUUUUUGGUUGACAGAGUUGGGUAUAUGUUUUGGCUGUCGCUUUCUGUGAGGUGUUUUAUCUUGGUCUCCAGGUUGAAUAUGCUUUUGGAUGGCCUGCUUUUGGUUUUUUUGGGUACAGGGGAGUGCAUGUAAAUAUACGUUUUAAUACCCCAAAUUUAACUAGUUUAUGAGAAUUCAAAAAUUUCAGAUUGUCAUUAUUUUGUUCACA
Molecule: messenger RNA, 2993 nt
Organism: Momordica charantia (bitter melon)
Lineage: Eukaryota; Viridiplantae; Streptophyta; Magnoliopsida; Cucurbitales; Cucurbitaceae
Gene: AGO5
Product: Argonaute family protein
Molecular function (GO): protein binding; RNA binding
Source: RefSeq, a predicted model, not a curated record